UAAUUUUUACUCGUAUUUGAGAGAGAAUUGCAGCAAUGAGUUUUCGGAACGAUUGGGUUGCCGCUAAUUGUUUCGGCUGAAAACCCAAAUUAGCCUCAACUUCAGGAAAUUAUUUACCGAAAUCCCAGCCUAUAUAUUAUGUAUCUCAUCAGUCUUGGUUAUUUCACGGUAUUCACUUUUCUUCUCUGUUAUUGCUCUGUUGCUCUCUCCGAUUAUCGUCGUCGUUCUGCAUCACGAUUUUCAGCUUAUCCAAAUAGGCUUAGUUUGAGAAGCUGAGCCUAAACAGGAGACCCGACCCAAGCUCACCUGACCCAAGCUGUGCCUCUAUAGGUCUUUGGUGGAGUUAAUUUGCAGCUUUUUUUAUGCAUCAUGAACUGGGGUUGUAAUGUACCAUGGGCCACAGCCUAGUAUUUAUUGAGGCCUAAGCAGGUUUUUGUGGCCAAUCAUACCUCCAUGAUUGAUUUCAUUGUCUUAGAACAGAUGAUUGCAUUGCUGUUAUUAUGCAGAAGCAUCCUGGAUGGUUUGGUAAGUGUUAACUGCCAAAAUUUGCACUUAAAUUACAUUCUUAUUGUAAAUAAGUUAUAGCAGUUUAACAAUAACAACCAUGAAGCAAUGUUGCCUAUCUUGGGUGUUGUUCUGACAAAGUGACAAACCUGCCAUGUUGGGACUGGGACUGGAAGAGAACCAUGACUUGCAAGCUUUCUAAACAUGAGAAACACAUUGGACAUCCGUACGGUGGCCAAUCGUUACGCCGCACAACUGCAACUAUGUUGCUCCCAAAGAUCAACCUCUUACUGCAUAGCUCAAACCAUCCAUGCCCAUAUGAUAGCUUCUGGGUUCAAGCCACGUGGCCACAUCCUCAACCGUCUGAUGGAUAUCUAUUGCAAAUCAUCCAAUAUUGCCUAUGCUCUCCACCUGUUCAACAAAAUUCCUGAACCAGAUAUAGUGGCAAGAACGACGUUGAUUGCUGCAUACUCUACUGCAGGGAAUCUAAAGUUGGCUCAGGAAGUAUUUGGUGGAACCCCACUCAGUACACGAGACACGGUUUUUUACAAUGCAAUGAUCACAGCUUAUUCCCAUAAUAAUGAUGGUCAUGCUGCUAUUGAACUCUUUCGUGACAUGAGGCGAGACGACUUUAGGCCUGACAAUUACACUUUCACUAGUGUACUUGGUGCCUUGGCACUAAUAGUUGAGGAUGAAAAGUAUUGCCAACAGAUGCAUUGUGCAGUGCUAAAGUCGGGAACAGUUUUUGUUACUUCAGUGUUGAAUGCGCUUAUAUCCGCUUAUGUUAAGUGCGCAUCUUCACCAUUAGCAUCAUCGUCUUUAAUGAUGGGUGCAGCUAAAAAGUUGUUUGAUGAGAUGCCUAAUAAGGAUGAGUUAACAUGGACAACAAUGAUUACGGGGUAUGUAAGGAACAACAAUCUUGAUGCAGCCCGUGAAAUUCUUGAUGGGGUGACUGAAAAUAUCGGGGUUGCAUGGAAUGCAAUGAUUUCAGGUUAUGUGCACCAUGGUUUUAUUCAUGAAGCAUUAGAAAUGUUUAGGAGGAUGCAUUUGAAGGGGAUUCAGCAUGAUGGGUUUACCUACACGAGUGUAAUCAGUGCUUGCGCUUAUGCUGGAUUGUUCAAACAUGGAAAGCAAAUGCAUGCUUUCAUUUUGAAAACAGAAGAGAAACAUGAACCAGAAUUUUCGUUGUCUGUGAAUAAUGCAUUGGUUUCACUAUACGGGAAAUGUGGUAAAGUUGAAGAGGCAAGGGAGAUUUUUAAUAAGAUGCUCAUAAGAGAUCUUAUUUCAUGGAAUGCAAUCUUGUCUGCAUAUGUUAAUUUAGGGCGCAUUGUGGAAGCUAAGUCCUUUUUUAAGGAGAUGCCUGAGAGGAACCUUCUGUCAUGGACAGUGAUGAUAUCUGGUUUAGCACAAAAUGGGUUUGGAGAGGAAGGUUUGAAGCUGUUCAACCAAAUGAGAAUAGAGGGUUUUGAGCCAUGUGAUUAUGCAUUUGCAGGAGCAAUUACAUCUUGUGCGAUGCUUGGAGCUUUGGAGCAUGGACGUCAGCUCCAUGCUCAACUAGUUAAGUUGGGGCAUGAUUCAAGCCUCUCAGCUGGAAAUGCACUUAUCACAAUGUAUGCUAGAUGUGGCAUUGUUGAGGCUGCAAAUUGUGUGUUCCUUACAAUGCCUUGUUUAGAUUCGGUAUCUUGGAAUGCCAUGAUUGCAGCUUUAGGACAACAUGGACAUGGUCUCCAAGCAAUAGAACUUUUUGAACAGAUGUUGAAGGAAGAUAUAGUACCUGAUCGAAUAACUUUUCUCACUAUUCUCUCUGCUUGCAGCCAUGCUGGUUUAGUCAAAGAAGGACAUUGUUAUUUCAAUUCAAUGCGUGGUUGUUACAAUAUAACACCGGGUGAAGAUCAUUAUGCUCGAUUGAUUGACUUGUUGGUUCGAGCUGGGAAGUUUUCAGAAGCAAAUGAUGUGAUUGAAUCAAUGCCUUUUGAGCCAGGUGCACCAAUUUGGGAGGCUCUUCUUGCUGGUUGCCGAAUUCAUGGGAACAUGGAUUUAGGGAUUCAAGCUGCUGAACGACUCUUUGAACUAAUGCCACAACAUGAUGGGACCUAUGUACUUUUGUCAAACAUGUAUGCCACUGCAGGCAGGCAGAAUGAUGUGGCUAAGGUACGGAAAUUAAUGAGGGACCGGGGUAUUAAGAAAGAGCCUGGUUGUAGUUGGAUUGAGGUUGAAAGCAAGGUUCAUGUGUUCCUGGUUAAUGAUACUGUGCACCCAGAGGUGCAAGCUGUGUAUAAUUAUCUAGAGCAAUUGGUACUUGAAAUGAGAAAACUUGGUUAUGUCCCUGACACAAAGUUUGUGCUGCAUGAUAUGGAGGAAGCACAAAAGGAGUCUGUCUUGUAUACUCAUAGUGAGAAGCUUGCAGUUGUUUUUGGGCUUAUGAAGCUUCCUCUAGGAGCCACAAUUAGGGUUUUCAAGAACCUUAGGAUUUGUGGGGAUUGCCAUAAUGCAUUCAAGUUCAUGUCAAAAGUAGUAGGGAGAGAGAUAGUUGUAAGAGAUGGGAAGAGGUUUCAUCAUUUUAGAAAUGGUGAAUGUUCUUGUGGCAAUUACUGGUAGCUGGAUAUUUUGUCAGCCAAUUAUCUUUGCGAAGUUACAAUCAAAGAGAGAAUGCCCUAUUCCUCUUGUUCUUUUUGAUAGCCCCAAGGUGGUAAUUUAUAAAAUGGUCAUUCUUGCCAAUUAUGGAUCGAACUGCUGAAACACAUAAUUACCCCCAAACUACUUUUGGAAGACCACCCAAAGGACGAUGCAUGAGUUUUUCACUUCUGUCUGGAUUUUCUUUUACAAAAGAUGUUGAAGCUCAAUACUGCAAAUACAUAAGUGUUUUGGAUACCAUAGUGGUGUGCUCCAAAAGGUUGAUAUACCAUUUUUGUUUUGACGUUAGGAAAAUAAUAUAAUUGUUGGUUAAGCCACUAAUUUUGAAUAUGAAAUUUGUUGAUAUUGCCCUGAUGGCAACUGUACUCAUUACAUUAAAUAGGUGACUUAUUAUAAAAUUUCUCAGAAAGUUAUAACAGUCCUGCCAAUCAGCUAGAGCUCAAUGCACUUCUUUCUCCUGUAAUAAUUUGUUGGAGGGUGAGGUCGAGGGUUCAAGACCCAUCGGUGCAUGUGUAACUUACCAAUUCAAAAAAGUACUAACAGUCGCAGUAAUGAUUUAUGGUUA
Quercus robur (English oak) is the source of this 3703-nucleotide messenger RNA. RefSeq names its product pentatricopeptide repeat-containing protein At1g25360. The record is from RefSeq and is a predicted model, not a curated record. The coding region runs from base 709 to 3102 and encodes 797 amino acids. Lineage: Eukaryota; Viridiplantae; Streptophyta; Magnoliopsida; Fagales; Fagaceae. Gene Ontology annotation, biological process: RNA modification. Gene Ontology annotation, molecular function: zinc ion binding; protein binding; RNA binding. The transcript is spliced from 4 exons.